UUCACCUGUCAUCAAUCCAGUUAAAAUAAUUAGCACCAUGCGACUACUAGUGGCCGCCAUUUUGUUCGUGUCGGCCAUCUUGUGGAGCGACGGCCUCGAGCUGAGCCCGCGCCCGCGUCGCCCGGAGCGCUUCGACACGGCUGAACAGAUCUCCAACUAUCUGAAGGAGCUGCAGGAGUAUUAUUCUGUGCAUGGUCGGGGCCGUUACGGCAAAAGACAGAUGCACAUAUCGGACGCGUCGGUAAUAUUCAAGGAGUUCCCAUUUUUCGACCACAGCCUCCAGAACCUGAACGAAGAUACGGUAUUUAAGGCGCUCGCGUACCAGUAAAAUGAUGAAUGCAUUGGAAAUUGGCAAUAUUGUCGGAAAUAUUGCCGAAGCGUUGACAAUAUAGUCGGAAAUAUUGCUGAGGUCUUCCUAGAAUUGUAUGUUAAAAACGUUUCCUUGUAUACAUUACCGUAUUUUUUUCAUGAACAUAAACAAGUGAGUUUUAGGCAAAGAUUCUUGCGAAGCAUAAAUAUGAUGACUAUUUUUGUUGGUAGUAUUCCCGAUGUGUUUUUUGGAAAGGAAUAUAUCUUCGGGUGACAAGCAAAAGUCACUAAGUACCGUACCAUCAAAAAAUUAAAGUAACAAUGCACUUUAUUACACUUGUAACACGGUUUAUUGUCCAAUAAUUUCAAUUGUGUUAGUUAGUGACUUUUGCUUGUCACCCGACGAUAUAGUUUGUAAUACUACUUUAAAAAAAUAGUCUU
Molecule: messenger RNA, 750 nt
Organism: Cydia fagiglandana
Lineage: Eukaryota; Metazoa; Arthropoda; Insecta; Lepidoptera; Tortricidae
Gene: NPF2
Product: pro-neuropeptide Y-like
Exons: 3
Coding region: 38-328 (96 amino acids)
Cellular component (GO): extracellular region
Molecular function (GO): hormone activity
Source: RefSeq, a predicted model, not a curated record